GAAGCUGGCGUGGCUGAGCACAUGGGGACUAAAGAAGAAUAUGUUAAAGUCAGAAAGAAAGACCUGGAACGGUUGACAACGGAAGUGAUGCAAAUACGGGACUUCUUACCCAGAAUACUAAAUGGGGAUGUGCUGGAAAGCUUCCAGAAGUUAAAGAUUUUAGAAAAAAACCUGGAAAGGAAAGAGCAAGACUUAGAGCAGCUGAGAAUGGAUUGCGAACACUUUAAAGCCCGCCUGGAGACCGUGCAAGCAGAGAGCGUGAGGGAGAAGAAGGAGAAACUGGCUCUUCGACAACAGCUGAAUGAGGCAAAGCAGCAACUGCUGCAGCAGGCUGAGUACUGCACAGAAAUGGGGGCAGCAGCUUGCACCCUCUUGUGGGGCGUCUCCAGCAGCGAAGAGGUCGUCAAAGCCAUUCUGGGAGGAGAGAAAGCCCUGAAGUUUUUCAACAUCACGGGUCAGACGAUGGAGAGUUUUGUGAAGUCCCUCGAUGGAGAUGUGAAGGAGCUUGAUUCCAAUGAGAAUCAGUUUGUGUUUGCUUUGGCUGGGAUUGUAACAAGCGACAGAGAACCUCAGGAUUUCAGGCUAAUGCUGAUGACCCUGUACAAUGUGAGCAUCAAUUUGAAGGGCUUAAAGUACAUCAGUGAGAAUCCAGGCUUCAUCCCUUUGCUGUGGUGGCUUCUGGGUGAUCCCGAUGCCGAAGUGUGUCUCCAUGUGUUGCGCCUGGUCCAGUCUGUGGUUCUAGAGCCAGAAGUCUUCUCCAAGUCAGCCACUGAGUUCCAGAGUUCCCUGCCCCUGCAGCGAAUCCUGGCCAUGUCAAAAAGCCGCAAUUCCCACCUCCAGACCGUGGCCCAGGAACUCCUAGAAGACCUGCGGUUUCUGGAGCAAGGCACAUAGGGGUGCUUGUUGGGCCACAGGGGGCACAGUCAAAACGUCCGUGUCUCUCCCUGCUCCCAUGUCCCUCACUUUGUCUUUUCAAAAUCAUCACUGCAUGCCAUGAGUGACAGAUGGCUAAAUGUGGCCAACUAGAGAGAGAGGUAUCCCACAUAGCUUCCUCUUACAAGUGAAGUGCUUGGAGAUGCUAGAUUAAUCCUUUCAAAGGUGAACCCGAGAAUCUCAAUCCUUCUAGAAGGUCCCCAUAUCUACUGUAACUGAUAGUUCUCAGAAGAAGCUCUUGCUGCUUCGACUUUUGUGACCUGUAGGUUCCCCUGCAAACAUGGAGAUUUAAUAAUGAGAUACCCCCGCCCCAGCAGUUUCUUGAGAUACAUUUUGAAGAGAAAAAAAAAUCACUCUCUCUCUCGUAAUUACAGUUAACCCCUCCAAAUGCAGGGCUAUUUCUAUCACCUCUUGGUGAACUGCUGUUUCAGGUGGCAUCUUAGUUCUCAUGUCGCUCUUAUUUCUGAAUAAAGGAAGUUAGACGAUUCA
Messenger RNA from Echinops telfairi (small Madagascar hedgehog), 1422 nucleotides. RefSeq names its product heat shock transcription factor 2 binding protein (gene HSF2BP). Gene Ontology annotation, cellular component: cytosol. The transcript has 8 exons. The record is from RefSeq and is a predicted model, not a curated record. Bases 22 to 894 code for a protein of 290 amino acids. NCBI's taxonomy places the organism in Eukaryota, Metazoa, Chordata, Mammalia, Afrosoricida, Tenrecidae.